AUGUCAUCAACAACAAAGCUCAACAAAAACCCUCAAAAUAUACCACUUCAACGGGAGGAGAAGGUGGCGCUCACCCGCGUCGACGGCCACUACGACGCCAACGGCGUGCUCAGCACUACGUCACCGAGUGUCGUCGCCUGGCAACAGCUGCGUGGCGUCGCCGUGGCGCAACAGAGAGACGGGCGAAGGCGAGCUGGCGGCGUCGAGGAGGCGGGACUUCAUCUGGGGCGUCGAGAGUUCUCCUGGCGCGCCACUUGCCAGCCGGCCCGCCUCGCCCUGGCGCGCUUUUCGACGUCGCCAGCAAUUAACGCGCCUCCCGCCACCGGAGGAUUAAAACAGACGCUCUGCUCCCCCACAUCUGUAGACCCUGUGCUCUCUGAUUCAUUGUUCGUCAACUCCACUGCUUACGCAUCCUCCUUCCAUCCCACUCUUUCCCCGGGGGUGUGCAUUCGGAUGGUGCGCGCGGAGUCGGACACGAGCCUGGAGGUGGCGCUGCGGUUCGGGGGCGCGGCUGCGGCGGCGGCCGGCGUGGGCGCCAUGGCGAUCCCGCCGCAGCCGCUGCGGCCCGCGCCCUCGCCGCCGCCGCCGCCGCCCCCGCCUGCGCCCGCCACCGACCUGGAGGUGUGCGACGUGCCGGCCGGGCUGCGGCGCGCCGCCUCCUGCGAGUCGGUCUGCUCGGACACGUCCGUCGUGCUGGGAGACCUCCAGGAGGCGCCCGUCGCAGGGUACCUCUGCGUCGGCCUCGAGAGCGACAGCAGUGGCGAGCUGGUGGUGACCGUGCUGGAGGCCAAGGAGCUGGCCGACAGCCCAGACUCCUACGUGCGGCUCUCGCUCUCGCCCGACAGGAACUGCGUCGUGCAGACCAGGGUGUACCGGCGCAGCAGCUGCCCGAGCUACAAGGAGAAGUUCGUGUUCUCGCUGGACCCGGCGGAGCUGUCGCGGCGCACGUUGUCGCUGCAGGUGUUUGCCACGGACAAGGAGGUGACGACGCUGUUGGGCGAGGCCGAGCUGCGCCUCUCCGACAUCAGCAUGCGGCAGCCGGUCACCACGUGGCUCACGCUCACCGACACCGGCCAGCACGGCACAGAAUGGGGUGAGGUGAUGUUCUCGCUGAGCUACCUGCCCACUGCUGAGAGACUCACUGUCGUCAUAGUGAAGGCGAGAAACCUGAGGUUCUCCACCGACCCUGUACCUGGCGACCCAUUUGUAAAGGUUUAUUUAUUGCAACAUGGGAAGAAAGUUCAUAAGAAGAAAACAACAACUAAACGUGGUGAACGUUGUCCUAUCUUUAACGAAGCAAUGAUUUUCAGUGUACCAGCUCAUGCUCUACAGACAAUACAGCUUCGGGUAACUGUUGCAGAAAAUACAGGAGAGCCACGAGCCCGUGCUGUGGGGCAUGUGAUUGUGGGUGCCCAAGCUACAGGGAAGGCACUCUCACAUUGGAGUCAAAUGUUAUCCUCUUUACGCAAGCCCAUUGCAAUGUGGCAUGUUCUACGCAAAUGACAAUUCACAGUUUAAACAAUGUAAAAUUAUUUUCUAACCAUUAUGUGUAAGUGAUUCGAUGGUACUAAUCUGGUGCUAUGCCUGCAACUUGCUAUGAUUCAGUGUCCUUCAUAUAGAGAUGACAUAAUUCUGUCAUGACUGUCAUACCAAGUUUCUUAAAAUCCUAGAUCCUUUCAUAACUACUAUCAUAACUACCU
Schistocerca americana (American grasshopper) is the source of this 1700-nucleotide messenger RNA. RefSeq names its product synaptotagmin-12-like. NCBI's taxonomy places the organism in Eukaryota, Metazoa, Arthropoda, Insecta, Orthoptera, Acrididae. Gene Ontology annotation, molecular function: phosphatidylserine binding; SNARE binding; clathrin binding. Bases 1 to 1503 code for a protein of 500 amino acids. The transcript has 11 exons. The record is from RefSeq and is a predicted model, not a curated record. Gene Ontology annotation, biological process: regulation of calcium ion-dependent exocytosis; calcium-ion regulated exocytosis; regulation of dopamine secretion.